Molecule: messenger RNA, 669 nt
Organism: Colletotrichum lupini
Lineage: Eukaryota; Fungi; Ascomycota; Sordariomycetes; Glomerellales; Glomerellaceae
Exons: 2
Source: RefSeq, a predicted model, not a curated record
UCGGACAGCAAAGUCUUCCGCAGCGAAGAAGUCUGGCUCUGUUGCAGCCUUCUUCGUAAAGGUAGACAGAAACAAAGCUCUAGCUCGCGCUAUCAAAGUCCAGCCAAAGGCACCAAAGACGCCAGAACGCCUCAACAUGUAGAACCCCCGCUAAUGUCACAAUCGACCACAGCGCUAGCCUCUUCAAUGACAACAACAACGACGGACUCUUCGAGUCCACCUGAGGAAGGAUACGACGUCAUCGACUUGGUGACGACGGACAAAGUGGGCUUGCCUGACCCGGUGCCUCAGACAGUCACUGUUCCUUCUGAGCCCCAGCCGUCAAAAUCAAGAGCAUCAUCAAUCCAGCAAUUGAAACACAUCAGGCGCCCAGACACUCAGAAGGGCACUAAGGGUAUCCUUUUCCAAGGCGAAAUCAUCGACGACCUCAUCUCUUUUCCCAAAGUUUGCCGUAACCUGUGGCACAUUGAAUUCCUACACUUGUACGACAGCUAUCAUCCCGAUAACCACGCCAGAGACUUGACGGACGACACUAUCGUGAGGCUGGCGGCGGCGUGCCCUAAUCUUCGUUCUGUCAAAUUGCGGACUACCACCCAAUUGGGACACAGAUCUUUGAUCGCAUUCUGUCAACAUUGUCCAGGACUGGAGCACUUGCAGAUAACUGGCUAA